AUGGGUUCAGUUCGAGACAGUCUGGCAGACCUCGAGCGUCAUCGCCAAAUACUUGAGCAGAGUGUCACCAGACUGGAGGAGUCUCUGGACGAGUGGCGACAAUGGAAACGCGAGUACGAAACCCUGAGGGACGAAGUCAAGUUGCUCCCCCCCGAAGCCCGGCGCAAGGAACUCACUCGAACGCGACAAUCCUUCAAAGGUGAUCUCGUAGAUGACAAAGUCUUGGUCGAAAUAUUUGGAAAGAACGACUCCGGGAAGCCCUCCCAAAUUAUCGGCGUCGUCUCGAAUCGCAUUGAUUAUGUCGCAAGAAACGUCGAGACGCUGGCGAAGCAGCUUACGAUGGCUGAGAACAAACUGGCGGCCGCCCGCGUUGUGACCAACCCAGAAGCAGAAGAUGAAGACGGCCUACCUAUCACUGAGAUUGUGGAGGAGCUGGAUGAUGACGAUAAUGUAGUUUCAUUUGAUUUGCGAACUGCUGGAAGCAACCAAACCCGACUUCUCGAGGCACUGGAGAAAGCCGGCAUCACGGAAGACGCGGCUCGCGACCCUGAAACGCCUACACCCGCUACACAAAAGCAAAACCAGACCUCGAUGGCGGUGACGAAGUCUCCAGCGCCCAGUGCGGAAACCCAGGCUCAGCCGAAGAAAAAGAAGGGCGUGACGUUUGCUGAAGAUACAGUGUCUGGAGAGAAACAGCCCCUGUCUAAGACCGCCAAAAAGGUUGAGGAAAUCAUGCGCAUGGCUGAAGAGCAAGAAAGCGUGAUAGAUCAACCAGUGAUACCAGUUGAUGAGCCAGACGAGUAUGCCCAGCUUCGGAGGGACAUGCUGGCGUACAACCUCGCAGAUCCUGCCCCAGUGGUUGCCGAACUACAAAUCGACGAGGGGCCCUUUUCAGAUGAUGAAUUUGAUACCCUCGACUACUCCGAAUUCGAGGAAGAUGAAGAUGAAGAUGAUGACGAGGACGAAGACCAAUGGGGCAGGUCGACUGGACGGGUUAUCGAUGAAGAGUACCGCCAGAAGAUGAUUGAGAUCCAAGAACGACUGAUGAAGCAAAUGUCUGGGCAGGCCGAUGCCCUCGAAGAUGAAUCAUCCAACCGCGCCGGUGGAGAUGCUGGCAAGGAAGAUGACGAAAGCGACCAAGAUGAAAUGGAGGGUAUUGGCAGGAUCAGGAUCAAAGCUUUCACGCCGAUCCCUUCUAGUAUGGAGUCCCCAGCCCAAGCCGAGCCAACUGGGGAAUCCGAGGCCAAGAAAAGCGUCAGAUUUGCGGAAAAGCUGGAUAUUUCCGACAAACCCGCUUCGAGACCAGAUACUACCCCGGUGAAACCACCAACGAAGCCCGUGGUCGACCCUCUUUCUGACGUAGUUGAGCGAAGUGGUAUUCAAGACACCACGCCUGCACCCGGGCCGACGAAGAAAGCAUCGAGGUUCAAGAAGGAAAGAGCGUCGGCGGAACCAAAUCAUCUUUUUGCCAGUCCCGCGGCCACAGGAGGAACAUUCAUUCUCCCCGAAAGACCUGUGGCGGAGCGCCCAACUGCCCCAUCUGGUCCUGAGGGUCAGACUCUUGCGACCACCGUUCUCGAGCGCGACGGCCCGUUAGAAGCCCAGGAACCAGAUGAGCUUGAUGCCAGCUUGUUGCAGCAAGAAGUCGCGGUGGAAUAUAACAGGAUGCGAAACAAGAUGAUUCAACGCCAGGGUGGCUUCAUGAAGGAGGACGAAUCGGUGAUUCGGCCAUUGGAUGAAGAGGAGGGUGGCCCGAAACGCAUGAGCAAGUUCAAGGCAGCGAGGCUGGCUAGAUCGUAG
Molecule: messenger RNA, 1800 nt
Organism: Pseudomassariella vexata
Lineage: Eukaryota; Fungi; Ascomycota; Sordariomycetes; Amphisphaeriales; Pseudomassariaceae
Product: Prefoldin subunit-domain-containing protein
Exons: 1
Coding region: 1-1800 (599 amino acids)
Biological process (GO): negative regulation of phosphatase activity; negative regulation of transcription by RNA polymerase II
Molecular function (GO): phosphatase inhibitor activity; chromatin binding; transcription corepressor activity
Source: RefSeq, a predicted model, not a curated record